AUGAGGCUCCUCCUCAUCCUCCCGCUCUGCGGCCUCGCCAUUGCCAGCGCCGCCAGGGACCGAUACGCCGCUCUGCAAAUCGUCCCCGAUGGACUGACGCCGCGAUACUUCGUCGAUAAGUCGCAUCCGCUGUUCAAGCGCGAGGGAUCAUGCGGCGACAACGCCCACAGCUGCCUUGACAUUGGUCACGGUGACCGCUGCUGCAACAACAACAGCUACUGCUACGUAAACACCUCCGACGAGCCCAAGUGCUGCGCGAUCGGCCAGGCCUGCACCUCAGACAACCCUUGCCCGGCCACCGCCGUCCGCUGCUCCGUUACUCGCACAGUCACAAUCACAUCCACCUCAUCCGCCGCCACAAGAACGACUUCCAGAGCGCCCGUCGUCACGCGGACAACCACCACCGUCCUCACCGGCUGCUGCGGCCGCGCCUGUCCCCAGACGAGCUUCUACCUCUGCGCCCCCGACCUCGGCGGCAACUGCUGCCCCUUUGACUCCAACUGCCAGGCCGGCGGGCACUGCGUCUCGACGAAGACGAGCCCGCCUCCUGGUCUCACUCCCGUCGCCGACGGGUGUACUACUGGCCAGUUCCGGUGCUCUGAUGGUAACGGCUGCUGUAAUAACGGCCAGGCAUGCACUUCGUUCGCCGGAUCGGCCUACUGCUCCACUGCAACCGGAGGCCCGACCAGCACCCUCGAGGCGGGCGGUGACUCCAACAACUCCGGGUCCUCAUCGUCCGGGGGCCUAUCUCCCGGGGCGGAAGCGGGUAUUGCCGUCGGCGCAGUGGUGGGCGGCGGUCUCAUCGUCGCGGCAGCCGUGUGGUUCUAUCUCACAAAGCGGAGAAACGCUGCAGAGCGUCGUCGCGUAUACAACGACGCCUCCCUAACAUCCGGAGGCGCAAACGGUGCCGCCCCGGGCGAUAUCCCCAUGGCCAACACACAGCUGUCGCCUCAGGCCCAGGCGGCGCAGCGCUGGACAAUGGUCUCCUCCGUCACGCCAUCCGGCGCCGUGACCGACGCAGGCACAGUCAGAUCCCCGUCCUCCGCCCCGGAUCCCGUCGAGCUUGCGACGGACCAGCGGAUGGAAGUGGAAGGCUCCGAAGUCUUUUCGCCCAAGUCCGGCGUCAGCAGCAUGGCUUUGGCGGACAUCCGAGCGCCGGAGACUACGGACGGACGAUUCGAGUUGCACGGCCAGUCCGCCAUUGCCCAGUCCACCAUUGGACAGUCCGCCAUUAGCAAGUCCGCCAUUGCCCAGUCCACCGUUACCAAGCCCUCCAAUGCCGGACCAUGA
Messenger RNA from Trichoderma breve, 1290 nucleotides. RefSeq lists its product as uncharacterized. The record is from RefSeq and is a predicted model, not a curated record. Lineage: Eukaryota; Fungi; Ascomycota; Sordariomycetes; Hypocreales; Hypocreaceae. The coding region runs from base 1 to 1290 and encodes 429 amino acids. The transcript has 3 exons.